This is a messenger RNA of Galdieria sulphuraria, 2276 nucleotides long. Its product is annotated as acyl-CoA oxidase isoform 1. Gene Ontology annotation, biological process: fatty acid beta-oxidation using acyl-CoA oxidase; lipid homeostasis. The record is from RefSeq and is a predicted model, not a curated record. Gene Ontology annotation, cellular component: peroxisome. The transcript has 6 exons. Bases 23 to 1945 code for a protein of 640 amino acids. Gene Ontology annotation, molecular function: FAD binding; fatty acid binding; acyl-CoA oxidase activity. NCBI's taxonomy places the organism in Eukaryota, Rhodophyta, Bangiophyceae, Galdieriales, Galdieriaceae.
AAACUUGGUUUGUUCUUUUGGAAUGAAGUGUGAGAAUAGUGGAGUUGAAAUUGUUCCUUGUAUGGAAUAUAUUCCACCUGAACGAGCUUCUCCUAGUCCAACCUUUGAACCUAAGAAACUUUAUCCUCUCUUUGUGGACCAUGACUGGGACCUGAGAGAAAGAUUGUUUGAAGUUUUCAAAGAGCCAUUGUUUCAAUUUCGCUAUGGGAUAACUAUGGAAGAAGAACGUAAUUUGUUGAGGAGACGUUGGUCUCGAUUGAAUGAGUUGGGAUUGUUGAAAGGAACUCUUACUUCUGGACAACCCAAGGAUAGAGCCCGAUUUGACGCCUUUUUUGAAUGUGUAGAAAUGUAUGACCAUUCGUUGAGUGUUGCAAUGACUGUGCACUAUGGCCUAUUUGGCUCUACCAUUGCUUUUUUAGGAACAGACGAGCAAAAGCAGAAAUGGCUUCCAAAGGUAGAAGAUUGUUCUAUGCACGGCUGUUUUGCGUUGACAGAGUUGGGUCAUGGUUCCAACGUAAGAGGUAUUGAGACUCAAGCAACUUAUGACAAGUCCACACAAGAGUUUAUCAUUCAUACUCCUUGUGAAACUGCACAAAAGUAUUGGAUAGGAGGAGCUUCAACCAAUGCUCGUUGGGCAACAGUGUUUGCGCAACUAUCCUUGAAUGGAACUUACUAUGGCAUUCAUCCAUUUGUAGUUCGAAUUCGUGAAGAUGAUGGAAGAAUAGUAAAUGGAGUCACUUUAGCUGACUGUGGUCAUAAGAUGGGUUUAAAUGGAGUGGACAAUGGACGUAUAUGGUUUGACCAGGUUCGCAUACCUCGAGAACAUAUGUUGGCGAGAUUCAAUCAAGUCUCUUCCAAUGGCAGUUAUUCUUCAGUAUAUAAGACUGCAGACGAAAGGUUUGCUGCACAGUUGGGUGCCUUGACUGGAGGUCGUGUUAGUAUUUCUCGUUCGGCUAUGAAUCAGUCGAUGGUUGGUUUGACUAUUGCUAUAAGAUAUGGCCUUUCUCGAAGAGCUUUUGGUCCAACAGAGGGAGUGGAAAUACCGAUCAUGAACUAUCAAAGUCAUCAGAUAAGGCUAAUGCCACCCUUGGCUGCUACCUGUAUUAUGACUCUAUGUGCCAAUCAUUUAAAAUCGCGUUAUCGUAAUCGGGCAAACGAAAAUCUAAAGGAAUUGCAUAUUUGGAGUUCAGGUUUUAAGUCUUUGAUGACGUGGCAAAUGAGAGAUACUUUACAAGAAUGUAGAGAAGCUUGUGGAGGUCAAGGAUAUAAAAGUGAAAAUCGAAUUGGUGUUUUGAAGAGUUCCUUUGAUGUCUUAUUAACUUAUGAAGGCGAUAAUUUGGUAUUAUUGCAACAAGUUAGCCGAAGUGUAUUGAAUGAUUUUCUUAAACAGAUGAAAGCUGGAAAAUUUGUUGGACCGUUAUCGUAUAUGAAUGAUCAAAGUUUCUUAACUGGACGGCUUCCAGAAGACAUUCGUUCCAUUACAUUUUCUCGACUCAUUUUGCAGCGACUGGAAUCUAAGCUUGUUGCUAGUUUGGCCAAGGAAGUAGCGAAACGUAGCAAACAAGGCAAGUCUUCCUUCGAAGUUUGGAAUGAAUGUUUAGACUUGGCCGCGGAAGUUGGUAGAGCACAUACCGAAUUGCUGAUUGCAGAACUUUCUGAAAAGUUGAUUGAGCAAGCGAGUCAAACCGACCUCUCUACAAGAAAUAUUUUGAAACAAUGUCAGACUCUAUUUCUUCUACACCUGAUUGAUAAGCAAUCUUGUUUCUUACGCUACAACUGUUUAUCUCCAGAAGAUGCUCAGAGACUACAUCGAGUUGUCGUUGAACUUUGUAUGCAACUUCGAGAACAAGCGUUGCCUUUAGUGGACUCUUUUGGAAUACCACCUCAUUUGUUAGCUCCCAUUGCAUUCGAUUGGAUAGAGCAUAACAGUCGCAGUAAACUAUGAUAUGUGUUUAAAGAGAAGGAUUCUGUGAAUAUGACUAUCUCUUUUGACUGUUAAGAUGUGCUUUGAAUCCGUUUUGCCUCGCAUAAUAAAACAAGAAUCUCAUUGAGCUCUUUCCAAUCUCCCUUUUCAAUGUUGAUUAGAUGAUUGGCUUUUUUGUGUGAAACCUCAGAAAUGGAUAUGGACUUUCGAAAAACUUUAAAGCAUUCAUUGAAUCAUUUUGUGUUUAUUUCUAGUCACAGCAUAUGGAAAUCGACAAAUGAGUGUGUAUUCAAAGACAAAUAUGCCUUACGGUAAAUAGAAUAUUGAUUAGAAUAUAGAACUUGUUCAUCUA